Messenger RNA from Sphaerodactylus townsendi, 2733 nucleotides. It is a transcript of the gene AGXT2, whose product is annotated as alanine--glyoxylate aminotransferase 2. Gene Ontology annotation, biological process: glyoxylate catabolic process. NCBI's taxonomy places the organism in Eukaryota, Metazoa, Chordata, Lepidosauria, Squamata, Sphaerodactylidae. The record is from RefSeq and is a predicted model, not a curated record. Gene Ontology annotation, cellular component: mitochondrion. Bases 57 to 1613 code for a protein of 518 amino acids. The transcript is spliced from 14 exons. Gene Ontology annotation, molecular function: pyridoxal phosphate binding; L-alanine:glyoxylate transaminase activity.
AUGGGGCUGCAAUUGGUUGGGCAAAGGAGGCAGAGCCCGGUUCACGGCUGGGGAAGAUGAGCCUUGCUCGGAAGACGGAGGGGCUCCUCCGCUGGGGGUCCCCCCUGGACCGGCUCCUGUCGGGGGAUGGCCCCGCCCGGGCGAGGCUCCUCGGGAGGAGAGGAUUAUUUAGGCAGCCGGAACUGAAAAGCUCUGCCUGUUUGCAUAUGCCGCCUUGUGACUUUGUGCCCGAAAAAUAUGAGUCUUAUCUGUAUGAGGACGUGAUGAAGAUCCGCAAGCAGAAUGUUUCCCCAUCCCUCACAACCUAUUACAAGAAACCAGUACUGCUACACCAGGGGCACAUGCAGUGGCUGUUUGGCCACGAUGGUCGUCGGUACCUGGAUCUCUUUUCUGGGAUUGCCACUGUUGGUGUUGGUCAUUGCCACCCAAAAGUAACAGCAGCUGCCCAGAAACAGCUGGGUCGCUUGUGGCAUACAUCUAGCCUCUACAUGCACCCAGCAAUUCAGGAAUACACAGAGAAAUUGACCUCGCUGCUUCCAGAUCCCUUAAAGGUGAUUUACCUGACCAAUAGCGGUUCCGAAGCCAAUGACCUGGCCAUGGUUAUGGCUAGGGUUCAUACACGCAGCUUUGACAUAAUUUGCUUCAGAGGAGGAUACCACGGGAACAGUCCUUACACGAUGGGCAUGACAUCCAUUGGAAAUUACAAGCACGGUCUUCCUCAUGCUUUUGGCUGCCCAACGACCAUGUUACCAGAUGUUUUUAGUGGCCCCUGGGGUGGAAGCCAUUGUCGAGAUUCUCCAGUACAAACAAUUCGGAAAUGUAGCUGUUCUCCAGGCUCUUGUCAUGCAAAAGACCAGUACAUCGAGCAGUUCAAAGACACGCUGGCCACUUGUGUGCCAAAGAAGAUUGCUGGAUUUAUCGCUGAGCCAAUUCAAGGUGUCAAUGGCGCAGUUCAGUAUCCCAUGGGAUUCCUAAAGGAGGCUUUUAAGCUUGUUCGUGAAAGGGGAGGAAUAUGCAUUGCAGAUGAAGUUCAGACGGGGUUUGGUCGCACGGGCAGCCAUUUCUGGGGAUUUGAAGGACACGGCGUGGUGCCUGAUAUUGUUACCAUGGCCAAAGGGAUUGGCAACGGCUUCCCCAUGGCAGCACUCGUCACUACUGCAGAAAUUGCAGGUUCUUUGGCUCAAGGCGUGCCCUUUAACACAUUUGGAGGAAACCCCAUGGCCUGUGUUGUUGGAUCUGCAGUUCUGGAUGCGAUAGAGGAAGAUGGCUUGCAGAAAAACUGUGAAACUGUUGGAACUUACCUGCUGCUACAGCUUGCCAAGCUCCGGGAUGAGUUUGAAAUCGUUGGAGAUGUCCGUGGCAAAGGUCUUAUGAUUGGGAUCCAGAUGGUGAAAGAUAAGGACAGUCGCCAGCCCCUUCCAACUGAGGAAAUAAACGAGAUCCUUGAAGACUGCAAAGACAUGGGGGUGCUAAUUGGGAAAGGAGGAGUUCAUGUUCAGACAUUUAGAAUUAAACCACCAAUGUGCAUCACUAAGGAAGACGCGGACUUUGCAGUGGAAGUUUUCCACACAGCUUUAACCAGGCACAAGGAGAGAAUGGCGACAGCAAAGUAGUAUUUCGGGGAUCGUGAACUGCACCGGACGUCACUGAAAUGCCUCAGUGGUUUUUUCAUUGGUUCUGUAGCAAGAAAUGAUCCAAUUGGCAGGAAGCAGGAAAUAGGGGAAGAGGCAUUCAAGUGGCAGAGGCCUGAUUCCAUGAGAUGUCCAUGUAGCUAUACUAUAGAGGGAUUUUAACUAUCCAAUUCUGAUAAUGACUGAUUUGGAUGGGGAGAUGAAACUCUCCUUUCCCUCAGCCAGCUGAUUAGUGGAAUCUGAGCUCUCUCAAAAGCCUGCACCCAUUCCAUCAGCCUAUGUGUUUGACCCUGAGAGCAAUACAGAUAUAGCAUGUCUGACAUUUACUGUAAAAAAUAGGUGGGGUGAUUGUGCUCUUCCAAUACCGGUCUUAAGCAAGGCUCCUGGGAUAACCUUUUAAUAAAAAUAAUACGGCUGGCCUUUGAUUCUGAUUUAAUAAAAACAAUACAGCUGGCUUCUAGCCUUAUAUUUAGCCAUUUCCCAGCAUGUACCUGCAGCCUCACAUGAGCUAUUUUGAAUGUUUAAGGGCAGAAUUUACAAAUAAUGAGGCCGAGGAUUGGGGGUGGGGGGUGGGGGGACACUGUAAACACAUUCUCAGGUAAAGAACUAUGGCUCCAUGCUGAAAAGGAAGGAAAUGUGAAAGUUAGUGGAAUCCACCCUAAAGUGUUUACCUGUGACAUGUCAGUUCCUCCACUGAACUAAAGAUAAGUUCAGAUAGAAGAUCCAAUUUGAUCCUUGCAAAAAGCUUGUUGGACAAGUCAAUGAGAAAAAUCACAGGCCUGUGAGCCAGAAACUCCAAUCUAAUAACGCCACACUCAAUUCUGUCCCCCACCCACCAAUAUUUUGUACCAGCAAGAGGGAACGAUGGAGCCUCUACUUGUUUUCUCUAGAUGAAUGAAUACGCAAUUCCAGGCCAUAGACGAUGUAAAAGGUUUCCUGUGCUACAACAGUAAGCAGAUCAAAAGGGGAGAUAAGUGAAUCAGUGGUCUAGAAAGGAACCGGAUGGCUACAAGAUGGUGGAGAAAUGUUUAAAUAAAGGAAUAAACGAACAUGAAUAUUUACAUGUAACUAUCGUAUAAUAAAACUGCAAUGUACACUAAAA